This is a messenger RNA of Crotalus tigris (Tiger rattlesnake), 1714 nucleotides long. RefSeq lists its product as uncharacterized. The record is from RefSeq and is a predicted model, not a curated record. The coding region runs from base 316 to 1476 and encodes 386 amino acids. The transcript is spliced from 2 exons. NCBI's taxonomy places the organism in Eukaryota, Metazoa, Chordata, Lepidosauria, Squamata, Viperidae.
CCCAUUCAAUGAUCGGUGGCUCUGACGUAGCAAGCGGGGGUUGGCUCUUCCGAGUGUCUGAAAGAGAUCCUUCCAAGUCCGGAUCGAAGCUCCGCCCACGAAGUUACUCCUGACUAUCAACUGUUCAUGUGAACACUCGCUUGUGCAGAAGGUUCCAUCUUGGCUUUCUUUCUGGGUCCUGCCCUUCUAUGCCACCUUUGUUUAUUAUCUCUCCAAAGACAGGUUCUAAGUCUUCUGGGGAAAAUCUGGCACUUUGGGGGCAAUUAUAGAGCAUCUGGGCACUGUGGAGUUUGCAUUAAUUAGGCUCAAGCAGAAAUGCCACAUACCCCUCGCCAACGGUUGCAGCCUCGAGCUCCGGUUUGGUCAGAGACGGAAACUCGAGACUUCCUUGCCCUCUGGGGUGAACUGCUGAUUUUGAGGUGGAUUGAAAACCGGCCACCAAACAGUGACAUCUAUGAGGAUCUCUCAGCCCAGAUGAUAGCCAGGGGUCACGAGCGCAACGCUUCGCAGUGUAGGAACCGAGCCCGGGAUCUGAAGCGAAGUUAUCGGAGAGCCAAAGAUGCCCAGAUCUGUGCUGGAGCAGAACCCGUGUCUUGCCGUUAUUUCCGAGAGUUGGAUCAGAUGUUUGGAGGUGAAAUGGAUAAUGUCACCAACCGGAGCUUGGUCAGCAUGGAUGGAUCCAUGCGGGUGGUGAUAAAAAGAGAAGAUGCAAAAGACAUGGAGGCCCAGGCCUCUGAGGAAGAGAGCAAUCAAAUGACACCCCCAAACACUCUCUCAAGUAUGGAUGCAGACACAGACACGGAAACCGAACCGAACGUGGGGAUCACACGAGAGUUAGUGACAGUGAUAGAUCCCAAUGUGAUUGAAACCACAAUAGUUGAGGAAGAUCCUGAAGAGAAGGCGGUGCCCUUGUGUGAGCAACCCAUUCCAGGCUGCAGUGAAGAUGGGCACCGCACUGCUAUUGGUAGAGGCAGGCGAGAAAAGUCCUUUGGUCAUCCCCUGACAACAGCAGAAAGGAUGGCAUCUAUGCGGGAGAGGAAGAGGCGAUCUCAUGAGGAGAUGAUGCAUGAGAUCAUGACAGACUACAGGAGAACCUGGGAGACCAUGGAGGCUCUUCACGAGAGGAGUGAAAACAACGCUGGGGACUUCCGUGAAGCAGUGCUGAGGGAAAUGCUUCUGGACAGAGAGGCUCGGACACGGGAGGCCCAUCUAGACCGUGAAUCCCGGACAAGGGAGGCCCAGUUGGAUAGAGAGGCCAGGGCUAGGGACAACCAGCUGGAAAGAGAGAUUAGGAUUAAGGAGCUCAGUAUGAUUGAAGCCGAGCUUCAGCGCACCAGGGACAUCCUCCAUCCGAUGGUUGAUGCUGUGGCAUCUGUGGCAGAGGCCUUGCGUAUGGCUAGCAGGAUAUUGCCGCCGUCACAGCCCGCACAGCAAGCAAGGGGUGGAGUCUUUUUGGAAUCAAAGGAAAUCAAGUAAUUUCUGUCUCUGUUUCAGCUAUAAAACUGUUAUCUUGAACGGGAAAGAAGGAUAGCCAGGACAUGAAGGGAGGGAAAAAAAAAUACCAUAGUGCUUUCUAAAGUGCAAAAAUCAGGGGAUUUUUUUAAAUGGUAUUUUUAUCUUGCCCAGUAAGAGGUUGAGCCAAGUUUAUCCGCUCUCUCAGUUUGCCCAUCCUGUGGAACAGAGAGAUAAUGUACAUCUAGAUGGUUUGGUUUGG